AUGGUUGACAUUUGUCGACAGUAUCCUCUCCUUAGCUACGCCGCAAACUUCUGGGGUAUUCACUUGAACAAAUCAACGGGGGCCAAGGGAGACCUAUAUAAGCUGGCCUGGCGUUUUGUCUCGGACAAAGGCAAGCUAGACACUGCAUUGCGCGUCAUUACUGACCCUCGGGUCUCGCAUGAAGCAAAUGUUUCCGGUGUGCACAUUUCCGCCUUCUUCGGCCUCGAAAAGUUGGUCAAGAAGGCAAUUGCAAACAACAAAGACAUCAACCUCAACGCGCAGACCAAGCGAGGGGAGACGCCGCUACACUGGGCGGCAACCCAUGGACGCCGGCCCUUUAUGGAGUUUCUCAUCCAAGAGGGUGCAGAUUUGAACGUUCCAAACGUCGACAAGCGAACAGCUCUGCACAGGGCAAUCAUAGCGGGGGACGGGGAGUUGAUCAACGUGAUGUUGAGAUCUGGCAGCCUGAAUCUCGAGCUUGAGGAUUCCGAGUGCUACACCUGUCUCAGAUGGGCGGCCAAAUACGGACAGCUCAAGACUGUGGAGGCGUUGUUGAAGGCUGGAGCGGAGGUGGACGCGUCUGAUCAGGACGGCUACACGGCUUUACGUUGGGCAGCCCACGAGGGCUAUAAACCAAUCAUAAAGUCCCUCGUUCAUCACGGAGCGUCGGUGAAGGUCUCAGGCUGCAAUAGUUGGACCCUGCUGAAGUGGGCAGCGCAGGAGGGCCAAGAAGACAUGAUCAAGUUUCUCAUCAAACGGCGCGUGGAUCUCGACUCCACUGAUACCGAGGGCUUCACGGCCUUGCGAUGGGCGAUAAACUACAACCGCACAAUGACUGCAUGGCUGCUGCUACAGGCUCGAGCAGACGUCAACAAACCGGACAACCAAGGCAUGCAGCCGCUGCACGCGGUGGUAAAGGGCUGCUGUGGUGCAGACAGCAUCAAGACCUCGAUGAAUCUUCUAUGGCUGCUGUUAGAAAGCAAGGCCAAUGUUAAUGCACAGGCCGGGAAUCAUGGCCUGACUCCUUUGCACCUUGCUGCUUUGGGAGGAGCCAGUUCUGCCGCGUGGUUGCUCCUCGAGAAUGGAGCGGAUCCGAGACGCCUGGACUCCCAGAACCGUACGGUGCUUCAUUGCGCUAUAGGGAGCACUGAUUCAGAAGUUUGCCAAAUGUUGCUUCGAAAAGACGGUGGUUACCUCAUUAAUGCCGUGGAUCAAAACGGACAAACGCCGCUUCAUAUCGCUGCGAUGGCAGGGAGCAACGCCAUGGUAACACUGCUGUUGGACAAUGGAGCGGAUCCCAAACGAGUCGAUUCGCAUGGGCGGACAUCUCUCCACUGCGCUAUCCAGAGUGAGAAUCUAGACGCCUCCCGUGCUCUCAUUCAGAAGGCUGCCGACUUCCUCGUCCACACUGGCGACCGUCACGGGCAGACACCGCUUCAUGCUGCGGCCAUCGCGGGAAGCACCUCUGUUCUCUGGCUGCUGCUGGAAAGCGGGGCGGAUCCGAGGCGAGUUGACUCAAACAGGCGCACAGCUCUCCAUUGUGCCAUCCAGGGCGAACAUGUAGAAGUCUGCCAAGCCUUGAUCCGAGAAGCCAGCGGCCAACUUGUGAACGCGAUGGAUGACGAGAGGCGAUCCCCUCUGCACCACGCAGCAUCCUGGGGCGACGUUACCAUCGUCGGCAUGCUUCUGGAUCAAGAGGCAGCCAUUGACGCCCAAGACAGCAAAGGACUGACAGCCCUUCAUGUAGCGGUUUCCCAAGGGUACAAAAAGGUUGUUGAGCUUUUGCUGAACAGAGGAGCCGAUGUGCACAUGACUAUUUCUCGGCGGAAGAGGACGGCGAUGCACACUGCGGCAUACCUUGGGCAUGUUGAGAUUGUCGAGACGCUGUUGCGGUUUGGCGCCUUCUUAGACGUGCAGGAUGCCAAAGGGGAGACGCCUCUGCACCUUGCGGUUGCACACGGCCAGAGAAAGGUUAAAACCCUUCUGGUCAAGCGUGGGGCUGACGUCCGGAUGCUGAGUAGCAGGGGUUCCACGCCGCUUGACCAGAAAGCCAGGCCUGAAGAAGUCGGGGCCACGGAGACGGUCUACCCGGUCAUUGGAGGUGAGGUGCUCGAGCCAAAAGAAAACCCAGCCCAGAAUGAAGAAAAAAGUUGGUGGAAGGGGGACAAAAGGUUUGCAGCCCGCGUAGAAGAUGAGUAG
Messenger RNA from Colletotrichum spaethianum, 2199 nucleotides. Its product is annotated as ankyrin-1. Gene Ontology annotation, molecular function: protein binding. The coding region runs from base 1 to 2199 and encodes 732 amino acids. NCBI's taxonomy places the organism in Eukaryota, Fungi, Ascomycota, Sordariomycetes, Glomerellales, Glomerellaceae. The transcript has a single exon. The record is from RefSeq and is a predicted model, not a curated record.